Galleria mellonella (greater wax moth) is the source of this 4252-nucleotide messenger RNA. Its product is annotated as zinc finger C4H2 domain-containing protein. The transcript has 5 exons. Lineage: Eukaryota; Metazoa; Arthropoda; Insecta; Lepidoptera; Pyralidae. Bases 130 to 858 code for a protein of 242 amino acids. Gene Ontology annotation, biological process: positive regulation of neuron differentiation. The record is from RefSeq and is a predicted model, not a curated record. Gene Ontology annotation, cellular component: nucleus.
UCAUUUCAUUCACUCAUUUCAUUCAUCGCAUCUAAGUUUAUUUUAUGGAUUCGUGUAUUGUUUUUACCAAAUAUUUUAAUUUAUUUUAGGACGGCAGAUCUAUCACAUAUAUUGCAAUUUUAUCAAGAAAUGACCGCUGAAAACGAGCGUGAAAUUUAUCACAAGUUAGAAGCAAUGAAAGAAAUCAGAAACAAAACAAUAACACUGGAGCGUUUGAAGCGGAGUAUCCUGAAUGAGGUCCGCAGUGGUGACCAGGAGGGGCGGUGCCUCGCUCAGUACAAGCGAGAGAUGGAGCUGCUGCAGCAGGAGAAAAUGAGCCAUGUGGAGGAACUUCGCCAGAUUCAUGCUGAUAUCAAUGCUAUGGAGACCGUGAUAAAGCAGACAGAGGAGAGCAUGACGCGUAAGCUGUCGAACGCGUCGCGGCUGCACGAAGACUACCGGCCGCUGAAGGCGGAGGUGGACCUGUUGCGGCGCCAGUGCCUCGGCCUCGACCGCCUGCCCGACCUGCACGAGGAGGAGGGCAGCCCCAUCACACCCGACCGCUUCCCGUCGCAGCCGGGCGGCGGGCGCGGCGCGGGCGGCGGGUGCGGCGCGGGCGGCGGUGCAGGCGGUGGAGGGGCAGGGGGAGGGGGAGGGGGACCGGUCCUGGCGCCGGCGCCGCGCAAGCCGCCGCCGCCGCCGCCCGCGUUCAGGUCUGCACUCGAACAAGAUUUCAUUACCGUCUCGCUGAGACAGCAGCCGCCGCCGAUGAAGUCGUGCCUGUCGUGCCACCAGCAGAUCCACCGCAACGCGCCCAUCUGCCCGCUGUGCAAGGCCAAGAGCCGCUCCAGGAACCCCAAGAAGCCCAAGAAGAAAUAGUCGCCGCGCCCUCCUCCAUUUUAGUCUGGACAUUGUUUUGUUUGGUUAUCAAUUGUCUGCUGGGCGCUGCCGUGUCCGGUGCAGGAGCUGCAGUGGCCACGGCAGCGCGAGCUCGGUGGACGUCGACAGACAGAAUUUUGAUUGUUACCUUACAGUUGAAAGCUUUCUAGUCCCGGGACUGGAUGUAGUGAAGCAAAUAAUGUCCUGAGUAUAGAAAACAUACAACAUGAUUACAUGAAGCCCAGUUGUUCGAGUCGGGUGAGUGUCAUCUGUUUACCAGUUGACACUACUGUAACUCGAUGCUCAGUGUUUUUUACAAAUGUUUUUCCAUUAGUUUUGUUCAACAUUUACAAUGAGAAUGUUUUACUGUAUUUACAUGUACGAGUAUGUAUGUCGCAGUGAGACAGAGCCGUGAGUUUGUACCGUAACGCAGUUGUACGAAGCCGUUACAUAUAUUCAUCAUGGAGGCUAUAUAUAAAAUGUAACCUGCCUUUCUGUAUUUGUUUGUUUUGUAGCUUUCAUCCCUCCACUACAUUAGUUUACUAUUAUAAUUAUAUUACUAUUGUAUUAUCGUACCCUAAGUAAGACUGUAAUUUCUUACAUUCAUAAAGAAGAGGUUCAUUACCAUCUUACUAUGGAUAUUACCGUAUAUAUAUCUAGCUUUGGCAUAUUUUAAAUUGUUGAGGAAGGGGAGGAGAGGGCCCUCAAAAAUGCGGAUGGAUCCACAGAGGUUCCACCAGAGGAUAUUUCCCCCCUCCCGCCUCCCGCCUCUCUCUAAAUAGGCCUCUGAUAUUUUAACUAUCUCAUUGCGGCAUAUAUAGUGGAGUCGAAGAUGUUAUUGAAAAGUUCACUACAUCAGUUAUAUUGUAGAUUUUGUACAUAGCGUAGGUUAAGAAUGUACUUGUAAGUUAUGUUAUAAAGUGUGUGGACUCAAACCUCUACCAGCAUUGAGUGAGCACGGCCGUGGCGCCGUCGCGUGCCAAACUAGAGGGAACACUGGAUCGUCGACAAGUGGUGUGCUUGUCCGGUUAGAGGCCCAUCGUACCAUCCAGUUUGCAGGCCGUUUUGUCAUAACUCCCGUCCUGUUGAACUAGUCAAAUCUGACAUAUGACAUUGUGGUGUCAUUGAUGUAUGCUUGAUGUGAAUGCUUAAUUUAUAACUCUUGUUUCAGUAGCAAGUCUGAAUAGAUGUCCAGUUUGGACUUCUAUUUAUCCACCAUAAAAAUAAUUACUAAAAAAUGCUUAAAAUUAUGUUAAUUCAUUUAAAAAUUAUUUCUACUUCUUAAUUUUGUCCAUCAAAUGAGAUUUCAUGUUUAGAAUAAUAGUCAAAUGACAAAACUGACAGUCAAACUGCCGUGUAUUGGGCACAGUGUUGCCAGAUUGGGUAUUUUUAUCAACAUUUUGGGUAAAUAUUAUUCUGUAGACAAAAUUGUAAAAAAAUUUUUGGAGAACAGUGAUACGGGCUUGAAGAAAUUUGCUAAAUCAUUUGGCAGGUUUACUAUCUGUAAAUUGAUAGCGGUAUUUUAAAUAUGUGAAUGAAGGUAGCAAAACAGAAGAUGUGAUAAGAGAAGAAAGCUAAAAGUAGAAACAUACAGAAGCGCCAGUUUUUUUCGCCGUUUAUACUGAAUUUAAAGUCGCUUUUUUAUUAUUUAAGAGUUUCCUCUUGUCGGGGCAACUAUUUAAUGUAUUCUCUUCCAGCCAGCUCUAAGAAAGAUAAGGUUUAAAAUAGAGCUGACUGGAAGAGUUUCAUGGUAUAUUGUAGUGAAAAUACAAGUUGAAGAUUGAGUAAAAAUAAAAGUGGGAUCUGGCAACCCCGAUUUGGAGCGAUAGGUGUGGCGCGCUGCCGACGGCGUGCUGGCACAUGAGCACCAGUGUUAUGAAUAUUUUGGAACAAUUUUCUUACUUAGAACUACGAGUAUCCCGUGCGGUGUUCGCGUCGAACCACUACGUAUGGAUAUUAAAAUAAGUGUGUUAAACUAAUUUAGUGAUGUAUGUAGCAAAUAGCUAACUGUCCAUAAUGUGCAUUGUAAAUAAUGUGUGUUUAAUAUAGCCCGCGGAUAAUUUUACAACGUCUCCACAGAAAUUUGUAUGUAUAACGUGACUUUGGCGAGGAUCGGUGAAUCAUGUACCAAAUAAUCUCAUUGCAAAUGUUUGCACGCCGUUCGUAUAGGGACAUUUGCGUAUAUUCGUAAUGGCUGUGGAGUUCUAAAACCACGUUUAUGGAGAAGCGAUCGCCUCGCAACCUUUCAUGCGUAAGGGUCCCGGUUGACUCAAAACCAAUUUCAUAUUUUAAUUUCUUAUUUGGGAGGCAAAUGGGCUGAGAAUUCACCUGGUGGGAACUAACUACCGUCAUCCGUGUGGCACGGAUACUAGCCGUGCGUCUUAAGUUGCAAGCCACAUCUAGUGAAAAUGGAAGUGGCACUCGACUUUAUAACGUAGAACACGUAUUCCUUUUCAAGAUUAUGUGAAAAAUCUAUGUAAAGUCGAACUUCAAAUUAAAGUGCCAACAAUCUACAAACUGGCUGUAAAUCAAUAUAAAUAAUAAAAAAAUCACGAGACGAGAGGAAAUGACUAGCCUACCAGUAGACUGGGUAGCCUACCAGAUUUCUCAAUAGAGACUGGGACCAGCCUCUAUUGAGUUGUAAUUCAAAUCGUCUCGAGCGAAAAGCACAUUUAUGUGGAGGUGCUGCAGCCAGUUUAUGUUCCUGUUAAUCAUUUUAUGUACUGCCACUGAGUCAGCAGUGUGGUCAUUUGUGGCAGAUUGUCUUUGGCAGAUCAUGCUGAUUUAUAAAAGUGGCAUAUUUAAAAGAUUCCAAGAAAAUUCAUAUUAUCUAAUUGGAAUUUUCAAUAAAGACAUCUUUUUUAAAAGUAAAAAUGUCAGGAAUCUGCCACAAAUGGUCAGUGUGAGUCAGCGACAUCCGCUCCCUGAUUACGUAUCUUGCAAACAGUUGGCGAUAGUUAAUAAUUGUUCGACAUUUCCUGUCCAUAUUCAUUUCUUGACAUGUUUUGUAAAAUCAGAAAGCCAUUAACGAGCGAACAGCAGAAAAAGCUGGUAUAUUUGUAAAGCGAUUUAAGAACUAAAAUUACCAAUUACUUACAUAUAGUAUAAUACCACUGGAUCUUUAUAGCGUUGUUACUACAGUAAGAUGCAUUUAAUAUAAUUAUUUUUGGCAAUUGGCACGAAUGGCAUCGAUCGCAAAGUGACCACCCAUUGUUUGUUCAAUACGUAAUCAUCCUGCGGUACGCUAUACUCACCCGUGGCGUGGUGUGGUGUGAGGUUGCGAGGCGCGAGGCGCGAGAGAACACUAGUGAGUGUACAUAGUCACCACGUACUACGAACGUAUGUUUGUAUUGUGCAAAUAGUUUUGUUUUUACAUUAUAAACACUCAUAUGUC